Messenger RNA from Desarmillaria tabescens, 1470 nucleotides. RefSeq lists its product as uncharacterized. Lineage: Eukaryota; Fungi; Basidiomycota; Agaricomycetes; Agaricales; Physalacriaceae. The transcript has 6 exons. The record is from RefSeq and is a predicted model, not a curated record. The coding region runs from base 1 to 1470 and encodes 489 amino acids.
AUGUGGACCUCUGAUUCCUCCAUUUUACCGACGAAAGCACCCUCUACAACGGAUUCCUGGCGAAGUCGCUCCCACAACCUUCUAACGAAGCGAUAUGCACGCGUGCUCAUAGCAGGGGUCGUUUCUGUGUCCAUACUUCUCUUCAUUUUUCGGGUAGAGAGACCAGAGAAAUCGAACUCAUACUUUCCCUUACCACUGCCUUUUGAGUCGGACCUACCGCCUCUAUACGAACAGUAUCACGAAUACGAACGACGGUUACCGCAGCACGACGCAUCAUUACCGCCGCCGGAGGGGAAACAUGCCAAAUAUCUGUUUUUUGGGAACCACGCGCAUGCUUCAGGAUGGGGAAAUAUAAUGCAGGAGCUGCUAAUGAACGCGCUUCUCGCAUAUUCGACGAAAAGAGCCUUUGUGUUCGAUAACUAUACCUGGUCGCGAGAGCCUUCGGACUACGCAGACUUCAAUGGGAAUAUCAUUCCAUCCCGGAUACCACUGUCGGCUAUAAUAUCAGGCCCUAUAAUAGGCGCUCCAUUUGGCUCCGAAAGUGAUGUGCCGCGCGCAGUAUCACUAGAAUUCUUUCGAGAGCAAUGUCCCGAACCUCUCGUGCUAACGACAAACGCCGUCAAGGACAGGUUAGGGAACGUAGAAGCGUCAGAGAUCCUAGAGACAUGGGUAAAGGAGAUUAACGCCAUACCAGAUCGAUGCAUCGAGUUUGAGAGAGACACACCGCACGUUUUCGACGUCUGGCUAUUCUCAGACACGCUUCUACUCUCUAUAUUCCCAUACAUAAAAGACACCCCGAUCAUUACGGACUUUGGGUGGUCUCCACUCAUCUUAUCCGCAUAUGACACGAAUCGCGAGUUCUUUGAAGGCCAGACUUCAACUUCCUGGCUUGGGUUUAACUUUCCAUCCCUUGUGUCUCCAAUGCCUCCCGCUACCGAACAGACGCCCCCUUACCCACCUUUACCGGGUCUCAUCGCCCUUCAUAUCCGCCGCGGUGACUUUAAGGAACACUGUACCAACCUUGCCGGCUGGAACACACACUACAACGGACUAAACUCCUUCCCCGAGCUUCCAGACAAAUUCGAACCACCAUACGACGCACCAGAAGAGGAGAAAAUAUCUAUAUACCUUGGACACUGUUUUCCCACCAUUGAGCAGAUCGUCGAGAAAGUCAAACAUGAGCGACAGGGGAGACAUCUCAAUCGGGUAUAUAUCAUGUCGAAUGGGGAACGCGGCUGGCUGAAAGAGCUCAAGGCGGCCUUGAGACAGAUAGGCGAAUGGGAUGGCAUCACGACGAGCAGAGAUCUGACGUAUACCCGGGAGCAGAAGUACGUUGCUCAAUCGCUUGACAUGUAUAUUGGACAGCGGGCGGAAGUCUUCGUAGGUAAUGGGUUCUCGAGUCUAACAUCCAACGUGGUGACACUUCGUAUGGCAAACAACGUAGAUCCUCAAAAUACACGCUUCUGGUGA